CAGAUUUGAAAUCACGAUUUGUCUUAUCUCUCUCCACAAUCUGCAAAAGUAAGCCAGAGUGUGUUCGUCCGCCUUGUAGACAACAUAAGUUACAUCGACGAUGAAGAUAUUUGUUCCAUUUUUCGCUUUAGUUGUGAUCGUGGCUUCGCAAGGUCACAGCGGUGAGCACCACGGUCACAAUAACAAUGGUGGAAGCGUUCCAGAUUCCGGACAAGUUGAUGCCGCCAUUGUCGACAUAGAGCUCCAUUACAACGACAAAUUGUGCCUCGAGUUGCUUCUUGUAGAUUGUGCGACACACGUGACACAGGGGGACGAGAAAGUCUGCGGAAGUGACGGUGUUACUUACGAUAACCACUGUAAAUUCGCGCAUGCCACGUGUGAGUUCACACACGUCGACAAUCCUCUAAAACUUGCUAGCCAUGGCGAAUGCCCACCACCAACAGCAGCACCUGUUUCAACAAUGCCACCUGCAACGGCGGCACCUGCUUCAACAAUGCAACCUGCAACAGCGGCGCCUGCCAUACAAACAGGGACAGGUUCUAUGGGCAUGACGACAACCGUUGCUACGACAACCACGACAGUGAUGUUGACAACUACAGCAGCAACUACAGUGGACCCAAUUCACUCUAUCGUUCAGAACGUGUUCUGCCAGAACGCUGCAAGCAUUUCUUGUGCCAAUGAUUUCCAAAUAAUUUGUGGAUCUGACGGGCAGCUGUACCCUAAUCAGUGCGAGAUGUCGAAACAGAAAUGUGUCGACCCAACACUUACAGUGGCUGACAAGUCGACAUGUCCGAUACCAGGUCGAUAAGUCGAUGUACCUAUGUCACAAUGAUACAGACUUAGUUUGUUCAACGUUUCUUUAUCUCUAAUAAAUAAAAA
This is a messenger RNA of Mercenaria mercenaria, 879 nucleotides long. RefSeq names its product ovomucoid-like. Lineage: Eukaryota; Metazoa; Mollusca; Bivalvia; Venerida; Veneridae. The transcript has 4 exons. The record is from RefSeq and is a predicted model, not a curated record. Gene Ontology annotation, molecular function: protein binding. The coding region runs from base 101 to 808 and encodes 235 amino acids.